Molecule: messenger RNA, 768 nt
Organism: Trichoderma harzianum CBS 226.95
Lineage: Eukaryota; Fungi; Ascomycota; Sordariomycetes; Hypocreales; Hypocreaceae
Exons: 1
Coding region: 115-615 (166 amino acids)
Source: RefSeq, a predicted model, not a curated record
CGGCGGUAGUUUGUCUUGUUGUGUACUAAGGCAUGUUGAAUUGGUGGUGGCAGUGUGUAUCCUUUCAUCCUUGAAAAUAGCAGAUAUACUCGGUUAGUAGGGCAAACGACGAGAAUGUAUCGACGGGCGUUUUUGUGUCGAGGCAUCUUUUUCCUUCUUAUUUUUCUCGUUAUGCGAGCAAGAGGCACAUCUCCAAUCCACACACGCCCCCUCCCUUUUCUCUCCGACUGGUUCCCAAAAAUCAUCGUCCAGUCCCAUAUAACGAUCGGUCAACUCGUAUCAAAGCCAACCACGAAGCAGCAUCUAGCCAAUCCAAUCCGCCACUCGCAUUCACCUUGUUUCACUUCGGGCAACUUGACCUUUUUUUUUUUUUUUUGUCCUUGUGUCACCCCCCACCAUGAGAAAAAACGAGCGUCAUCCCCCAUCAGCCGCUUCCCAAAAUGCAGGGUUGCAGGCUUCCAACCACCCCCGGCCCUCAGCCCCAAUCACAAGGGGACUGUGCUUCUAUGCUCCGGGUCGUAUUUGCCCCUCUAUGAUGGCAUUUUUUCAUAUUACCACUCUCUUCUUGUUUCCGUUUUCCGGCUGGCUGGGUUAUGUAGCUUCCAUAGUAGGUAGGAGUACGAAGUAGCACAGCGAAGCGCUUAUACCGCCUGGUCUGGUGGAGCGAAGAGUAAGAGUGAGAUUGAGAGUGAGAAUGAGAUGCCGAACACAAGCGUAGAGAGACAGAGCCAGGAUAUGCCCGGAGCCGUUUACAGCGGGCGGUCGUGG